Messenger RNA from Ichthyophthirius multifiliis, 972 nucleotides. RefSeq lists its product as hypothetical. The transcript has 3 exons. Gene Ontology annotation, cellular component: cytosol; nucleus. Gene Ontology annotation, molecular function: pantothenate kinase activity; ATP binding. Lineage: Eukaryota; Ciliophora; Oligohymenophorea; Hymenostomatida. The record is from RefSeq and is a predicted model, not a curated record. Gene Ontology annotation, biological process: coenzyme A biosynthetic process.
AUGUAAAUAUUACCCUCAUAUUAGUUAAAAAAGCAUAUAAAUAAAGAUAUUUUCUUUUUCUAUGAAUGUGAAUAUAAAUAAUUUAUAUAAUCUGAUUAAAAAUAAUUGGUUUAAUUAAAAGAUCAAAUUUACUAAGAGAGUCCUAAUAAAGAUGAAGAAACUUAAAUAUAUAUUUCAAAUUAUAGGAAGGGAACUAAAACAGACUAAAAAAUUAUUAAUUAAUUAAUAAAUAUAUUUGAAGGAAAUUAAAUUAUUUUUAAGCCAAAAAGCGUAUCAGCAAGUUUAAUUAAAGGUUUGAAUUGCUUUUUAAAUAAUCAUGAAGUUUUAUAUAACUUCGACUAAAUGAUUCCUUUAACUUAAUUUGAUGAUUUUAAUUCAAAAGUAUGCUUUAAUAAAAAAUAUAUUAAAACUCAAGAUAAAAGUAUGCCGUAUAUUUUAGUCAAAAUUAGAAGUGGAAUAAGCUUUUUUUUAGUAAAUGGUAUUGGAAAUUUCAAAAGAAUAUCAGGAUCUAUUAUGGGGGAAAGUUUUGUAGAAUCGUUAAUUUUCUAAUUAACUAAAUAUAGAAAUAUAAAUCAAGCUUUUAGUGAUGCAUUUUUGAAAGGAAAUAAUAAAAAUGUUGAUAUGACUGUUAAAGAUAUUUAUGGCGAAGGAUGUUCCUUUUUAGGAUUACCAGGAGAUUUAAUUGCAAGUAGCUUCGGAAAAUGUAGCAAAUAUGGACCAGUAGAAAAAUAUUAGUCUCAUGAUAUUGCAAAAAGUUUGCUUAUUUCAUUUGCUGUUAAUACAGGAUAAUUGAUUAAUUUAUACUGUUCUUUAGAAUAAUAAUAUAAUGUCAUUGUUUCUAUGUGGAAAAUUAAAUCUGAUGAAUAUAACUUUACACUUUAGAGUGUUAUAAACUAUUAUUCAAAAGGAAAAUGUAAUAUUCAUUUUGUUGAAGAUUCCGAUUAUUUAUCCUGUGUUGGAGAUUUUGUUUGA